AUGGCAUCCAUCGCUCGUACAAUUCUGAAAAAGCCUGUCAAGAUUUCACUUGUGCAGUUAUCUUCAGGUUCUGACAAGGCUGCAAAUUUGAAGCAUGCUGCUUCUCAAGUAGCAAAGGCUGCGUCAGGAGGAUCCAAGAUUGUCGUUCUCCCAGAGUGCUUCAACUCGCCUUAUGGAACUGAUUUCUUUCCCAAGUAUGCGGAGACUCUGCUACCUUUACCCCCAGUAAAGGAAAAGGCUCCCUCUUAUUAUGCUUUAUCGGCAAUAGCAGCAGAGAAUAAAGUAUACCUCAUCGGAGGCUCGAUCCCAGAGCUCAACCCUUCUACAAAGAAGCAUUACAAUACUUGUCUCAUUUUUGGACCCGAUGGAGCAUUGCUCUCGAUACAUCGCAAGAUGCACCUCUUUGAUGUCAAUAUCCCAGGCAAGAUUACCUUUCGGGAAUCUGACGUGCUCAGUCCUGGCAACAAGGUCACACUAGUCGACUUCCCCGAAUAUGGAAAGGUUGCCAUCGGUAUUUGCUACGAUAUUCGAUUCCCUGAGCUUGCAACUAUUGCCGCUCGCAAAGGAGCAUUUGCUCUGAUCUACCCUGGCGCGUUUAACCUCAUAACAGGUGCUCUGCACUGGAAGUUAUUGGCACAGGCACGAGCAGUCGAUAACCAGAUUUACGUGGGAAUGUGCAGCCCUGCACGCAACUUGGACUCACCAUAUCAUGCGUGGGGCCACAGCAUGAUUCUUGACCCAAUGGCUGGCGUCUUGGCGGAGACUGAAGAAGGAGAGGCUAUUAUCGAGGCCGAACUGAACGAGGAUAGGAUUACGGAAACACGCAGAAAUAUUCCUUUGGAGACGCAGAGGAGAUUCGACAUCUAUCCUGAUAUUAGUGAGGGCAAUGUAGCAUACGAGGAUCCGGAUCUAUUGGGUUAG
This is a messenger RNA of Trichoderma virens Gv29-8, 921 nucleotides long. RefSeq lists its product as uncharacterized. NCBI's taxonomy places the organism in Eukaryota, Fungi, Ascomycota, Sordariomycetes, Hypocreales, Hypocreaceae. The transcript has a single exon. The coding region runs from base 1 to 921 and encodes 306 amino acids. Gene Ontology annotation, molecular function: omega-amidase activity. The record is from RefSeq and is a predicted model, not a curated record. Gene Ontology annotation, biological process: oxaloacetate metabolic process; L-glutamine metabolic process. Gene Ontology annotation, cellular component: mitochondrion.